Messenger RNA from Drosophila serrata, 819 nucleotides. RefSeq lists its product as uncharacterized. Gene Ontology annotation, cellular component: mitochondrion. Lineage: Eukaryota; Metazoa; Arthropoda; Insecta; Diptera; Drosophilidae. Gene Ontology annotation, biological process: cell redox homeostasis. The record is from RefSeq and is a predicted model, not a curated record.
AUAAAAUCGAUGUUCACACAAAAAAAUACAAAUCGAUACCAUCUUCAGUUUAUAAACAAACAUUGGAGAGCCAACGAAAGGGGAAAAAGGAAAACUGGUUGAAAACAUAAUCUAAUCACUGCCUGUUCCAACUACUCGCGAAAUCCGUGCCCCCGCCCCGCUUUACACCCACACACCGUCGACAUGCUGAAGAUCGCCGCCGAGGGCAUCGCGCCACGUCUGGCCGCCGCCUGCCUGAUCGGUGGAGCCUCCAGCGCCCAGAGCAGCUGCCAAAGGGUGGCACCCCAGGCGGCAAGGGCCACGCAGAAGUACCUGUCGCAGUCGCAGGGCCUCCACAAGAAGCUAGUCAUCAAGGAUCACUACGAGUUCGAUCAGAAGGUGAUCAACAGCGACAAUCCAGUGAUUGUAAACUUCCAUGCCGAAUGGUGUGAUCCCUGCAAAAUACUCACGCCCAAGAUGCUCGAACUGCUGGAGAACUCCAAUGAGAUUGAUCUGGCGGUGAUUGACGUGGAGACGAACCUGGAUCUCGUCGAGACCUUUGAAGUGAAGGCCGUGCCGGCGGUGCUGGCCUUCCGCAAUGGCGUUGUGGUGGACAAGUUCAUUGGUUUGGUGGACGCCAAUAGCAUUGAGACGCUGAUCGACAAGCUGAAGCGGAAGCAGCAACAGAAGCAGUAAGGAGUCCAUUACAGGGAACAGGAACAGAUAUUGAUGAUUUUACAUAUGGAAACGGGAGACUGUAAAGGCAGAGAACUAUGUUACGAGCGAGUGCACAAAAUGUAAAAUGCAAUAAAAACUAAUCUUAAUUAUGGCUAACUUUAA